Hypomesus transpacificus is the source of this 4975-nucleotide messenger RNA. RefSeq names its product zinc finger, BED-type containing 4 (gene zbed4). The transcript has 2 exons. Bases 593 to 4492 code for a protein of 1299 amino acids. Lineage: Eukaryota; Metazoa; Chordata; Actinopteri; Osmeriformes; Osmeridae. Gene Ontology annotation, molecular function: protein dimerization activity; DNA binding. The record is from RefSeq and is a predicted model, not a curated record.
UAAGGGCAGAGAUAAGGGGAAACAAAUAAACAAUCAUGUUGGGAAAUACAGAACCUCUUUAUACGAUCACGGGGGUAGUGUCAUUAGGCGCCUGCGCCUGUAGCAAUUUACGGACCUCGUCCGUAGUGUAAAGUUUACAUCAAAGGAAUCGUCUUUUAACCACGAGUGUUUUGUUUUGUUUUUAUGACACUGUCGCCAUAUUGUAGCUCGUAAACCGAGUGACAUCACGAAAGCGUGUUCCUUCCGUCCAACGCUGUGUGGAGCUGCUUCAGCUCUGCUGCUCGGGAGACAAAGCAACGAACUGGUCCUCCUCCGGAUCAAUCAAAUGUGUCAUAUUUAACUGUUUAGUAACCGAAACCUUUUGGAUUACACGCCACGACCAAAUGAUCCUAGAAGUGGGAUCCAGCAGGGCAUCAUUAAAUGGAGGCCAUGCGCGCACCAUCUGAUCUACACAUAAAAACACUGAUGGCCGAACUUGCCUGAGCAACACCCAUGACCCAUAAAACACUGACAAACUGCCUUUGAUAGCCAAACCAGACGUUCUCCCCGUCCCCCUCCACCCAACCCUGCCGAACCCCCCCGCUCUACCAAGAUGGACGGCCAAGAUGGCAUCUCCCGUGACGGGGAGGACAUGGAAGCGAGCCCAGAGCCAGAGGGCAGCGUGGAGAGCUUAGAGCCAGAGGGCAGCGUGGAGAGCCCAGAGCCAGAGGGCAGCGUGGAGAGCAGGAGAAGAGAAGCAACAGGAACCUGUCUGAAAAUCGAAGGGCAGGACGGCUACGUGUUUAAAUCCUACAGCUUGACCCCUCGGGACCCCACAGAGGUCAAACCAUCCCCCCCUGGACUCCCUGCUGCACAGACAGGUCUCCCCUCGCCACCUGGCCCCCCCUCGCCACCUGGGGCCCCCGCUCAGGAGGGGCCUUCAGAUGAGGAACCCCCUCAGGUUGAUCUGCAGGUAUCAGUGUCAGACACGGUGUCAGACAAGGCGACAGAGACUGCUGCUCCUCCACACGUCCUGAAAACGGCGAUGGAGAUAAAGGAGGAGGAUCCGGAUGAACAUAUCCAGGAGGAGGGGGAGGGGGGUCAGAACGGAACAGGGGAGGAGGAGGGGGAGGAGGGGGUUCAGAACGGAACAGAGGAGGACGGCGUCCGAGACGAAGGCUCAUCUUUCGACAGCUCGGUGGGUCCCUUUGCAACAAGAGACACCGACGAUUACAGUAAUCUGAUGAGUGGGUACACAAGUACCCUGUACGACGUUGCCAUGGACGCGGUUACCCAGAGCCUCCUGUCAUCCAUGAGGAGCCCCGCCAACCCCAGAAAGAAAUCUCCCGCCUGGAACCAUUUUUGUAUCUCCCCACGCGACAGCACCAAAGCAAUCUGUAUGUACUGUAUGAAAGAGUUCAGCCGAGGGAAAAACGAGAAAGACCUGAGCACCAGCUGUCUGAUGAGACACGUGAGAAGGGCUCACCCCACUGUGCUUCUGCAGGACGGCGACUCCAUCUCCUCCUCCAACCACCUGACCAAUCCCCUCGCCGCCUCUCUAUUACCUCCCUCAAACUCACCAAAAAGCGGAGAUCUCCCAGCAGCUAACUCGACCCCCUCUCAGAGCCACGCGUCACCCUCCACCUCCUCUGCGGAGGGCUCAGACACGUCGUCCAAAGACGCGUUACCAAAACUCAAACCAAAACUAGAACAGUGCGCCAAAAACGUCUCGGCCCAGGUCUCACCGUUGCCACACACCGAUAGCCACGGCGAAGAGGCGAUGGACGUGGCGACCGAAGCCUUCCAGCCUUCUGCAGCCAAAAGCUCCAGCUCUAGACGGAGGUCGGCCGUUUGGAAACACUUCUACCUGUCCCCGGCAGACAGCUCCAAAGCAGUGUGCAUCCACUGCAUGAACGAGUUCAGCCGGGGAAAGAAUGGGAAGGACUUGGGGACCAGCUGCUUGAUCCGACACAUGUGGAGGGCCCACAAGGACAUUGUCAUCGAGGAAAACGGACAGGGCUCCAAUAUCCCUCCGCCCUACACCUACCCACCCACGCUCCUGUCCCGCACGCAGACACAGGAUCCCGUGGAGAUUAAAAAAGAGUCGCCUCUCCCCUCGUCCUCGCCGGACACCAUAUCAGACGAAGUGCCCCGUCACGCUGACGACAACAUGGAAGUGAAAGAGGAGUCGGAGGAUGUUCUCAACCUAUCAGGGCAGGAGUCUUCCCUCAACCUGUCCUUUCAAGGACUCCAAGGGGACGAAUCCCUUCUCCCCUCAUCGCCAUUCGACCUCUCCGAAGGCUCCAGUCUCAAUCCGGACCAAAGUUCGGUUUUCCAGCAAAACAAAAAGAUCAUGAAGCGUGUCAAGUCGGAGGUGUGGCACCACUUCAUAGUGUCUCCGGUGGACCAGCUCAAGGCCUUAUGCCGGUACUGCCCCUGUGUCAUCAGCAGGGGGAAACGCGGAGACUUCGGGACCAGCUGCCUGAUGAGGCACCUAAUGAGGCGUCACCCCGACGUCCUCAAAAACCAAAAAAACCCAGAGGAGCCCUCCUCUCAUCCGUACGCCUCUGCCGGCGCCCACGCAGUCUCACCCAAAGAGACCGAAAGAAACCCAGCUGGUGAAAAAAAGACACUGGCUAUGCCAGUGUUCAGUAAAAAGACGUCAAAACUGUGGAACCAUUUCUCCAUAUCCCCUUCCGAUCCCACUAAGGUGGUUUGUUUGCACUGUAGCCGCACAAUUAGCAGAGGGAAAAAAACGACAAACCUCGGCACCAGCUGCCUCUUUAGGCACAUGCAGAGAUUUCACGAACACGUUCUUGAAAGCAACAAAAAUAACUCAGGUGAUGCGCUGUCUGCUGAAUUUCACGUGAAACAAGAGCUCAUGGAUGCUACGCCCGCGUAUGAGGACAACGGCGAGAAGUUCGACGAGUUCCACCCGGUUGCCAAAAAAAUCACCACGCUCGUCGCAGAAAUGCUUGCACUGGAUCUUCAACCGUCAGCCCUGGUGGAGAAUGCCGGCCUGAACCGGCUACUGGAAUACCUCCAGCCUCAGUAUUCCCUGCCGUCCUCCUCCUUCUUCACCAGCACUGCCAUACCCGACAUGUACGAGAGGGUGAAGGAGGUCGUUCUCACUCACCUGAAGGAGGCGGAGAGCAGCGUAGUCCAUUUCACGACCAGCGUCUGGGUCAGCAGCCAGACCAGGGAGUACCUGACUCUCACGGCCCACUGGGCGUGUUACGAGUCCAGCGUCCGUCCACAGGCUCAGGACUUCCACUGCUCUGCUCUCCUCAGCGUCUCGCUCAUUGACGGCGACCGCGACUCCCUGAGGAUCCAGAAGCAGCUGGAAUACCUCUGGGACACCUGGGUCACCUCCUCUGGGCUCAAGAAAGGAUUCACGGUGACCGACGACGACGCCGUCCGCAUCGUCCUGGAGGACGCGGAGCACGAGACUGUGCAGUGUUUCGGCCACACCGUGGACCUCAUUGUGAACGAAGCCAUAAAGAGCCAGAGGAUGGUUCAGAACCUGCUGAGCAUCGCGCGGAAGAUCUGCGAGCGCGUGCAGCGCUCGGCCAAAGCCAAGGAGAAGCUGUCCCAGCUGCAGCAGGUCUACCAGCUCCCGGAGAACCAGCUGGUCCAGGACGUGCCGUCCAAGUGGAGGACCUCCUUCCUUAUGCUGGAGCGCUUAGUGGAGCAGAAGAAGGUCAUCGACGAGAUGUCGAUUGAGUGCAAUUUCAGGGAAAUGAUCAGCUGCGACCAGUGGGAGGUGAUGCAGUCCGUCUGCAACGCGUUGAAACCCUUCGAUGUGGCCUGCAGUGAGAUGUGCAGCCGUACGGCCACGCUGGGACAAGUCAUACCACUGAUCCACAUCCUCAACAGGAAGAUAGACAUGCUCUUCGACGAGACGAUGGGCAUCGACAACAUGCUGAAGUCCCUGAAGGACUCCAUGGUCAGCAGGAUGUCCUCGACACUACAAGACCCACGAUACACCUGGGCCACCAUGCUGGAUCCCCGCUACAAGACUUCUUUGUUCACGGAGGAAGAGGCGGAGCAAUGCAAACAAGAGCUAAUCAGAGAGCUUGAGGUGUCCCUUUCUACCUCGACCGGAACCAAGACGUUGUCCAACGGCUGCGGCGAAAGCCGUACUUCACCCGACAGCUCCCCUGCAAACAAAGACAACCUCUGGUCUCUCAUGAAAGACAUCAGGCACAAGAUUAAGCAAGAGGAGAGGCCCAAGUCCUCGGAGCUGGCCGUCCUGGAGUAUCUGGAAGAGGACAUACUGGAUCAAAGCUGUGACCCCCUCGACUAUUGGAACCUUAAAAAGUUCCAGUGGCCGGAUCUUGCCAAAGUGGCCGUGCGCUAUGUGGGCUGCCCGCCCAGCAUCGUCCCGGCAGAGACCCUGUUCAGCACUGCCACCGUGAACUGUGCCCUGAACCAGCCCAGGCCCUUGCUAGACAACAUAGAGGGCCUCCUCUUUCUCAAGGUCAACCUCCCUUUGAUUUAUUUUCAAUACUGAUAAAGAACCGUUGCUUAAAAAUGUCAAGGACCAAAUGACAGGAAACUGUUGAAUGCGGCCCUUUCUUUUUUUUUUACACAAAAGAACAAAAUGUAAACACUGCUGGGUUCAUCCGACACAAACGAGGAUUUGAACUUUUGUUUUUAGCUGAACUGCAUUUGUGUGUACUACUGUCAACACUGAGCUUCUCGUCAGACUCAGUUAUUCAGGGAGGGAGGGGUUGUUUAGCUGUAGGGUUUGUUGAUAUUUGUUGCUGUACAUUAUUUUUUUUAUGUCGACGUUUGUGUGUCUCUCUCCUUGUGCCUUAUACAAACUACUUCAGGUCAAAAUGCUGUAAAUAUUUUUUACGAUGCGCAAAUCAUGUCAUAAGUCCUUCUGAUUACACAAUGGCUUAAAAUAGAAAUGAAAUUCUGUAAUGUUUUCUGAGUGAAAACAUGGCGCAAAAUACAAAUGCUGUGAUUGAAAGAUAAUGUUUUAAGUUUA